CGGUUACGGCCUACGUCAUCCCCAUCUCCUUCCCCUCUCCAAUCUCCAAAAAAACAAGAAACGUCUCCUCGCCUCUUUCCUGUCUACGCAGUGUUCUAUAAUAGGAAAGGAAUCUUCCUUUCUUUCUCUCUCUAGAAUCUAGAGAGAGAAAGGUGUGCGCCAUGGGGGAGAAGGUACAGAAUGAUAAAGAUGGCGUAUCGUACGAUACGAAUACGACGCCCCGGGAAGGAGUCGUAGAGGGUAUGCCUUUGUUUGCUAAAGAGCUGAUCGCCGGUGGUGUCGCCGGAGGAGUCGCGAAAACAAUUGUUGCUCCUCUUGAGCGCGUCAAGAUCUUGUUUCAGACUAGAAGCGACUUUCACAAUAUAGGAUUGUUAGCAUCUUUUAGAAGGAUUGCAAAGACAGAAGGCCUUUUCGGGUUUUACAGAGGAAAUGGAGCUAGUGUUGCGAGAAUUGUUCCUUAUGCAGCCUUACAUUAUAUGGCAUAUGAACAAUAUAGAAGACAUAUUGACUUUAACUUUCCUGGAAUGGGAAGUGGUCCAGUUGUUGAUCUGUUAGCAGGAUCAUUAUCUGGAGGAACUGCUGUUCUUUUUACUUAUCCACUUGAUUUAGUUAGAACCAAAUUGGCUUACCAGGUUGUGGAUACUCCCAAAUUGAACAUAAAAGAAGCCAUGAGUAGCGAACAUGCAUUCAGAGGAAUUAGGGAUUGUUUUUCAAGAACUUAUAGAGAUGCUGGGAUUAGAGGGUUGUAUCGUGGUGUUGCUCCAUCACUCUAUGGAAUCUUUCCUUACUCGGGUUUGAAGUUUUACUUCUAUGAGAAAAUGAAAAGCCAUGUCCCCGGUGAUUACAGAAAGAACAUGAUGGUCAAACUUGCUUGUGGGUCCGUUGCUGGUUUACUUGGUCAAACUUUCACUUACCCUUUGGAUGUUGUCAGACGCCAAAUGCAGGUUCAACGUCUACAAGGCUCAAGCUCACAACUGAAAGGAACAAUGGGAACGCUUGUUAUGAUUGUCCAAAAAGAAGGAUGGAAACAUUUAUUUUCAGGAUUGAGCAUCAACUAUCUCAAGGUGGUGCCUUCAGUUGCAAUUGGAUUUACAGUCUAUGACACCAUGAAAGUAUAUUUAAAGGUCCCACCACGAGAAAAAGUCAUUGUUGAAAUGGCCACAAACAAAAGAGAGACACAAACAACAACCUUGCCCUCAUCACAAUAAUUACAAUUUUAACCUGGUAUUCUUUUUUCUAAUUAGUUUUAAGGUAAUUGAAAAUUGUAUAUUUGAUUCUUUUGUAAUCUAGCCUAGGUUCUAUUCCAAUGUAUAGGCACAACUAUCCUAUCCCCUCUCUGCAAUGAUUUGAGGGUGAGCUAAUAAUCCCUGAGAUUGAGAAUAAUCCAGGGCUAUAUAUAUAUAUAUAUAUAUAUAUAUAUAUAUAUAUAUAUAUAUAUAUAUAUAUAUAUAUAUGUCAA
Lactuca sativa (garden lettuce) is the source of this 1459-nucleotide messenger RNA. RefSeq names its product Mitochondrial substrate carrier family protein. The record is from RefSeq and is a predicted model, not a curated record. Gene Ontology annotation, biological process: mitochondrial ATP transmembrane transport; mitochondrial ADP transmembrane transport. NCBI's taxonomy places the organism in Eukaryota, Viridiplantae, Streptophyta, Magnoliopsida, Asterales, Asteraceae. Gene Ontology annotation, molecular function: ATP:ADP antiporter activity. Gene Ontology annotation, cellular component: mitochondrial inner membrane.